AUGACCCAACCGUGCUGCAGCUCGGGAUCUCUUAAUGGAAGGCGGUGUGUCACAUCUGCUUCAGCCAUCAGCCGUGGAUAUAGGGGAGCCAACAGUUUGUCUUCUAUCUGCUACACUGGAGCAGGGAGAUGUGGUGGUUACAGCAACAUCAGCCACUACAACAUUGGCCGUAGCAGGAGACUUUCAGGAGGAAGCCUUGGAGGAUAUGGAGGAAGUUCUGGUGGAUACAGUGCAGGCUUCAGGGAUUUUAGUAGCUUGGGCUAUGGUGCUGGGCCCUUAGGCUAUGGACCUGGACCCAUAGGUUAUGGUGCUGGUGUUGCAAGGCAUGGGAGCUUUAGUAGUCACAGUGUAGGGGUUUAUAGCCCAGGUGGAGGAUUCAGCAGCCACAGCCUUGAAGGCUACGACACAGGUUACAGUGGUGGCUAUAGAAGUAGUGGCUUCAGCAGCCGGAGCCUCGGUGGUGGCUGUAGCAAAAGGUAUGGGAAAACAGGCUUCAGUAGCCGAAGUCUUGGUGGUGGUGUCUAUGGCAAGCGAGGCCUUAGUUGUGGUAGUUUUACUUGUGGUAGUUUGGGCUAUGAUCCCAUGAGCCGCUUUGGUGAUGGAAGGGGGAUCCAUGCAGUGAGAAUCAAUGCAAACCUCUUGAGACCCCUGUGUAUCAAAGUGGAUCCAGAAAUUUCCCGUGUGAAAGAGGAAGAACGAGAGCAAAUUAAAACUCUCAAUGACAAGUUUGCCUGCUUCAUUGAUAAGGUGAGACACUUGGAACAGCAGAAUAAACUUCUGGAAACCAAAUGGGGCUGUCUGCAACAACAGGAACCCCAGGAGAGGAAAAGCAUUGAACAUCUGUUUCAGAAAUAUAUUGCAACCCUGAAGAAGCAGCUGGAGAUUUUGUUGAAUGAACGGGAGCAACUCAAACUGGAACAAGUCAAAUUCCAGGAUGUAGUUGAAGAUUACAAAUGCAGGUAUGAAGGAGAAAUCAAUCGACGUCUGAGUGCAGAAAAUGAAUUCGUGGUGCUGAAAAAGGAUGUGGAUUGUGCCUAUACUGGCAAGGUGGAGCUGGAGGUGAAAGAGGAAGCCCUAAGACAGGAAUUAGAGUUCCUCAGAUGUGUCUACGAUGCGGAACUGGAAAGCCUACAGACAUCAUCAUCUGACACCAGUGUUGUUGUGUCUAUGGACAACAGUCGAGACCUGGACAUGGAGGGCAUCAUUGAAUCUGUGAAGUGCCAGUAUGAAGAGAUUGCCCAGAGGAGCAAGGAUGAAGUCAAUGCCCUGUAUGAAACUAAGUACAAAGAGCUGCAGAGUACCUGGGGGGAUUAUUGUAACAACCUGAGUAGCAGCCGCCAUGAAAUUCAAGAACUGACCCGCCUUAUCCAGCGAUUGAAGGCUGACAUGGAAAAUGCCAAAAAACAGGUGGAAGCACUGCAGGUUGCUCUUGCUGACAAAGAGCAGCAGGGCGACUGCACCCUGAAGGAUGCCAAGGAAAAACUGGCUGAGGUGGAGAAGGCCUUGCAGACAACUAAGGAUGAAUUGACUUGCUUGCUGAGGGACUACCAAGAAUUGCUGAAUGUCAAGAUAGCUUUGGAUAUUGAGAUUGCAAUGUACAAGUCACUUCUGGAAGGAGAAGAAAGCAGGAUAUGUAGUUCUACACCUGUGAACAUAUCUGUGACAGGUUCCUCCAACCUGUCUGGUGGAGGUCACUUUGGUGGAGCUGGAUUUAGAAGGAGACACAUCAGCAGCCCUGGAACUGGAGGGCAUGGUGGUAGAAGAAGACACCUCAGCAACAAUGCAAGAUUCAGCUCUAGAAGUGGACAUCUUGGAUGCAAAACUGGAUACAGCUCCAGGAGCGGAGGGAACCUCACUCGAUGCACAAUGAGCUCUGGCUUUGGUAAAUGCAGCACCAGCACUGUGGUGCCAUGUGGUGAACCGAGAGAUUGUGUCCCAGUGAAAAUAGAAAGUAUUGGAGGUGGAGGCUGUAGUUCUAGGAGCAGAGGGUCCAGUAGAAGGAGUGAGGGUUGCAGCCCAUGCAGGCCACACCUGUCAUCAACUGGUGGGAUUUGUAGUACAGGGAGCUUUGUUGUAAGCAGCAGCUACACCACGCACGGCACAACUAGUGGUGCAGGAGAGGGAUACACCACUGAGCUAUACUAG
Messenger RNA from Sceloporus undulatus (fence lizard), 2145 nucleotides. Its product is annotated as keratin, type II cytoskeletal 7-like. Gene Ontology annotation, biological process: intermediate filament organization; keratinization. Bases 1 to 2145 code for a protein of 714 amino acids. The record is from RefSeq and is a predicted model, not a curated record. NCBI's taxonomy places the organism in Eukaryota, Metazoa, Chordata, Lepidosauria, Squamata, Phrynosomatidae. Gene Ontology annotation, molecular function: structural constituent of skin epidermis. The transcript is spliced from 9 exons. Gene Ontology annotation, cellular component: keratin filament.